Molecule: messenger RNA, 1750 nt
Organism: Strongylocentrotus purpuratus (purple sea urchin)
Lineage: Eukaryota; Metazoa; Echinodermata; Echinoidea; Camarodonta; Strongylocentrotidae
Product: DNA nucleotidylexotransferase
Exons: 10
Coding region: 10-1731 (573 amino acids)
Biological process (GO): double-strand break repair via nonhomologous end joining
Cellular component (GO): nucleus
Molecular function (GO): DNA binding; DNA-directed DNA polymerase activity
Source: RefSeq, a predicted model, not a curated record
UAAAACAAAAUGGCAGCGCCCGAGCCAAAACGACGAAAGCAUUCUCACAAUGAAGAUUCGGAGGAAUUUCCGGUGAAAUUUCCAGAUGUCAUCAUUUUCAUCGUCAAUGCAAGAAUCCAGAAAGUGCGACUGAAGAAACUGCGACACCUUGGACGAUCCAAGGGAUUCGUAAUCUCAUCUGAGCUGAAUGAAUCUGUGACCCAUGUUGUGACGGAACUCAACUCCCGAGACCAUGUCAUCAGCGUCCUCCAGAGGAUCUGCAAGUCUCAGCGGAAUACCGAACUCAACGCCUUUGAGUUUGCUCAGAAGGCAGAGCUGCUUUCCCUGAAAUGGUAUACCUCAUGCAUGGAAGAGGACAAGCCGGUAGAAAUCACAGAUGAACAUAGAGUAUCUUCAAGAAAACCGCUUGAUCCUGAUGCAUUAGAAGAAGAUGGAGAAGACAAACCCAAGAAUCGCAGAUUUGCUUGCCAGAGGAUUACGCCUCUCAACCAUCCAAAUCAGAAGUUCACAGAAGCGUUAGAGUUCCUGGAGAAAGCAGCAGAAUUGAGGAUGGGAGAUAACAGCCGGUCAAGAGCGCUGGCAUUCCGUAAGGCGUCUGCUGCCCUCAAAGCUCUUCCUGAAGAGAUCAAGAAGCCAGAGGAUGUGGAAAACUUGUAUGAUAUCAGGGGUGGAGCUCAUUGCAAAGGGGUGAUCCUGGACAUCCUUGAAAAUGGGUACAGCGCAGAAGUAGAAGGGAUUAAGCGCAGUGACUGGUACCAGAACAUGUCUCUUUUCACAGGUAUAUAUGGGUGUGGUAUAUCUACUUCAGCUAAAUGGUGUCAGAUGGGGCUUAGGAGUCUCGAUGAUGUGAAGGGCAGCUAUAUUCUGAACCUGACUAGGUCACAACUUAAAGGUAUUGAGUACUACAAUGAUCUGAACACGCCUGUCACUAAAGAGGAAGCCAAGUGGAUCCAUGAUGCAGUCUCUCAAGAAGUUGCUGCCAUACAACCAGGGAGUACAGUUGUCAUGACAGGAGGAUUCCUCAGGGGAAAGGACAUGGGUCAUGAUGUUGACUUCUUGAUAUCCCAUCCUGAGGAAGGUAAAGAGAAAGGCAUCCUUGGAACUCUUCUCCAAGCCCUCACUAAGAAAGGUCUCCUGGAUUACACGGACAUCCAGAACAGCACGGUCACCAAGACCACCGUCCAGACAGGAAUGGACGCAUCAAGGAACACCAUGGAUCACUAUGAGCGUUGCUUCAGCAUCUUCCGUCUCCCGAAGACUGCGCAGAGUCACCGCAGCGAUGAGUCCUCAGAAAGAACUGUUGCAGAGGACUCUGCUGCAAUGGAUGUAGUUCCUCCUGCAUCAGAGUCAUCUCCAAGCAUGGAUGUGACUCCUGCAAAUGGAACAGCCAUUCCAGGUUUAUCCCUCCUUGAGAAAACGAAUGGAAGUACCACGUCUCCUAGUGAAAUUGUGCAAAAGACUGAAGAUUCUGGUCGUUCUUGGGUGGCCAGAAGAGUGGACUUUGUCAUAGCUCCUGCCGGACAGUAUGCCUUUGCACUUCUGGGAUGGACAGGAUCAAAGAUGUUUAAUCGCUCGAUGAGGGACUAUACCAACAAAGUGAUGAACAUGAACCUGUCAAGUCAUGGGCUCUUUGAUAAGACAAAUAACUGCUCAUUGCAAGCCAAGACGGAGGAGGAGAUCUUUGAGUUGCUCAAACUGGAUUACAAACCGCCAGAAGAGAGAAAUUGCUGAGGAUGUGGUGAUUCAACAU